AGGGUUAGCACUACUGGGUCAGUAUCACAGGGAAAUAGACUGAGGAGACGGGGACACAAACAGCCGUAAAACGCCAGACCUAACAUCACCUUCCGCGCAGUCCUGUUCUUAGCAGAAUUUUCGCUGAAACGAUGCCGAAAGGAAAGGGUAAGAAAGGCGGCAAGGGCUCCGCAAAACCCAAAACCGCCGACGACAAAGACAAGGCAUUGUAUGUGAUAGAGAUAGGACAUUUGAAAGAGCAGCUGGAGAGAUGUCAGCUGAGAUGCAAUGACAUAGAGAGUAACAACAUUGCCCUAAAGUCCGAGUUGAGUACACUCGAAAAAGAGAAAAAUGACGUCGCCGACUUUCUCCAAAAGUCCAUUGUGAAGAGGGAGCAGAAGGUGGAAACCGUGAUGCAGCGAAUGGAUAAUCAGCAUCAGGAAGCUGAGAAUGAGAAAAAAGCCCGGCAGAAGGAAUUUGACCAGCAAAAACUGGAGCUUGAGAAUCAGGUAGAAGGAAUAAGAGUAGAGAGGGAUGAACUCAGGAAACGAAUGGCUAGUCUGGAGGAAUUCCGCAUUCAGAGGGAGCAGCUGAUGGCCAGCAUGGACGCUCUGGAGAAGGAGUUGGCCCUCGAGAAAAAGGACCACGUUGAUGACAUCCAUAAACUAGAGAUGGAUGCCCUGCUUGAAGGAAAGAAAAGGGACCAAAAGCUUGAGAACCACCUGAAAUACAUAGACGAAAAAGUGAAGGACAUGGUCAACGCCAAGGUUUCUGACCUGACCAAGAAUACCUUUCAGGAGAACGCCGAGGUCAGCGCCAAGUUUAUUCAGCUGACGGAAGAGGCAAAGGUCCUGACAAAGACCAACUGCGCUCUGCGCGAUCAAAACAGCCAGCUCAACGUGGACGUGGAAAGCCUGGAACAAAUGCUGGCCGAGUUGUCACGCAAAGGCGGCAUUCGCAAGAAGGUGGUGGCACAGCUGGGAGAGAAGUGUCAGCAGCUCCACGGGGAGGUCAAAGUCUUCAAACAGGAGUACCAGCACCUUCAGGCCAAGCACAAAGACUGCCUCCACAUUAUCCGUACCGAGAUGGGGGCGCUGAAGAAGGAGCGGAAGGCCCUCAUCGAGGAGCUGAGCCAAAAGCAAGACGAGAUCGCUCAAAUGAAGGUCGCGCUCAAGAAAGAGAGGAAGAGAUGGAUGACCUGGUGGCGGAUAUUAUCGUGGAAAAUGCCAACAGUGUCAAAGCCAGAGGGCAACACGGAUUGGUCCAAAUAUUUUGAAGAGGACGACGAAGACGACGGAAUGCAGAGAGAAGAACAACCGCAGAACGAGGCAGGUAGAGGGAUCGGGGAACGUACUGAUCCCAGCGUGCCAGAAUGAUGGGAACCUAAACCUGAAACCAAACGCUCCUUACUCUGUAUACACAGCUAACAAUGCAAAUGACAUGGAAAGGAAUCAACAUUAAAAAAAGAAAAAAAAAAUCGAAACGUGUGUACAAAACCCGAUUUCCAAUCGACACAGUAAGCUCUCGCAAAACUGUAACUACUGGCCACUCGUUACCAUAUGAAAUGAGUGUAAGACUCUCCAGCGACUGGGGCAUAAAUCCCUCUCCCAACCCGGAGUGGGAUUGCCGG
This is a messenger RNA of Cynoglossus semilaevis (tongue sole), 1609 nucleotides long. Its product is annotated as cilia- and flagella-associated protein 157-like. Gene Ontology annotation, cellular component: ciliary basal body; cilium. The transcript has a single exon. Gene Ontology annotation, molecular function: microtubule binding. The coding region runs from base 132 to 1355 and encodes 407 amino acids. Lineage: Eukaryota; Metazoa; Chordata; Actinopteri; Pleuronectiformes; Cynoglossidae. The record is from RefSeq and is a predicted model, not a curated record.